Oncorhynchus masou masou (cherry salmon) is the source of this 2428-nucleotide messenger RNA. RefSeq names its product serine/threonine-protein kinase 26-like. Gene Ontology annotation, molecular function: protein serine/threonine kinase activity. Gene Ontology annotation, biological process: negative regulation of cell migration; protein phosphorylation. Gene Ontology annotation, cellular component: cytoplasm. Lineage: Eukaryota; Metazoa; Chordata; Actinopteri; Salmoniformes; Salmonidae. Bases 310 to 843 code for a protein of 177 amino acids. The transcript has 6 exons. The record is from RefSeq and is a predicted model, not a curated record.
GGUAUAACAGCUAUAGAGCUGGCUAAAGGAGAGCCUCCUAACAGUGAUAUGUAAUGAACCUCAUGGCUGUUGUUCUAUUUUAAAUGGCUCCUGUCCUCCCCCCUCUAGGCUGAUAUCUGGUCUUUAGGUAUAACAGCUAUAGAGCUGGCUAAAGGAGAGCCUCCUAACAGUGAUAUGUAAUGAACCUCAUGGCUGUUGUUCUAUUUUAAAUGGCUCCUGUCCUCCCCCCUCUAGGCUGAUAUCUGGUCUUUAGGUAUAACAGCUAUAGAGCUGGCUAAAGGAGAGCCUCCUAACAGUGACAUACACCCUAUGAAGGUUCUCUUCCUGAUCCCAAAGAGCAGUCCUCCGUCCCUCGGGGAAGACUUCUCGAAGAGUUUCAAGGAUUUCACAGACUCCUGUCUCAAUAAGGAUCCAGUCUUCAGACCCUCAGCCAGAGAGUUGUUGAAACAUAAGUUCAUAGAGAAGAACUGUAAGAGGACUUCCUAUCUGACUGAACUGAUUGACAGGUUAAAGAGAUGGAAGACUGAAGAACACAGCGAUGACGACUCUAGCUCAGACGACGAUAGUGAGUCCAGUGACAAGGAGAACAGUCCAUCUCAACCCGCGUGGUCGUUCACCACCAUACGGAAGAAAGAUAAGGAAGGCAGGAAGGACCAGCACAGUUUAUCCACAGUCAUCUCUCCAGUCUUCUCAGAGCUGAAGUCUGAUCACAGGGAUGAACAGAGACGUGCUAUAGAGGAGUUGGAGAGAAACAUCAGACUGACUGAAGACCUCUGUCCUGGAAUCACAGACAAGAUGGUUGCCAAGAUCAUGACACGUUUCAGCACGUUGACUCCAACAUAAAAGAGAAGAUGGAAGGAGAGAGAUUCCAGAUAAACGAGGCAAGAAAGAAGAAGUGCAGAAAUUCUGUCUAGUCAUGUCGACACACACAACACACAACACACACACACCAGUAAUGUAACUAAACGUUCCUUUCUUGCUGAAUAUCAGACUCAGUAGAUAAGGCUUUUCUUUACUGUCUACCACGAGACAUAGAGCUGAACAUCUUGGGACUCAGUAGAUAAGGCUUUUCUCUACUGUCUACCUCGAGACAUAGAGCUGAAUAUCUUGGGACUCAGUAGAUAAGGCUUUACUCUACUGUCUACCUCGAGACAUAGAGCUGAAUAUCUUGGGACUCAGUAGAUAAGGCUUUACUCUACUGUCUACCACGAGACAUAGAGCUGAAUACCUUGGGACUCAGUAGAUAAGGCUUUUCUCUACUGUCUACCUCGAGACAUAGAGCUGAAUACCUUGGGACUCAGUAGAUAAGGCUUUUCUCUACUGUCUACCUCGAGACAUAGAGCUGAAUAUCUUGGGACUCAGUAGAUAAGGCCAGUGUUCUAUUCUAGAAUUCAGUUAGAAUGUCAUCCCACCGACAUUCCAGUUCCGGAGCCAUUCAUCCCCAGUGUUCUAUUCUAGAAUUCAGUUAGAAUGUCAUCCCACCGACAUUCCAGUUCCGUAACCAUUCAUCCCCAGUGUUCUAUUCUAGAAUUCAGUUAGAAUGUCAUCCCACCGACAUUCCAGUUCCGUAACCAUUCAUCCCCAGUGUUCUAUUCUAGAAUUCAGUUAGAAUGUCAUCCCACCGACAUUCCAGUUCCGUAACCAUUCAUCCCCAGUGUUCUAUUCUUGAAUUCAGUUAGAAUGUCAUCCCACCGACAUUCCAGUUCCGUAGCCAUCUAGAACCCUUUUUCACAUUUCCUUCUCCCAUUCUAAAAUAAAUAACUCAGGGCUGUACUUUUGAAAUCUGUACCUGUAUAUUGGGAAAGAUUUGAAACAUGUUCUUGGUUUUAUAUGGGAUUAGUAGUUCAUACAUGUCUGGGAAAGUUUGAAAAUGUUGUGUGAUCCAUUUUUAUAUUUCAAUAGAUGUUGAAAGAGUAAUGUUGUAAAUAUAGUUUGAUCAAAAUUGUGUGUGUGUGUGUGUGGUACCAGUAUAGAGUUUUGGGUAGAAAUGCUGAGGGGAAGAUUUGUUUAACAGUCAAUUGUACAAGUUUGAAAGUUAAUUUGUGUGCGUUUUUUAAAAUUUUUUAUUUGAAUUAUUUUUUAGGUUUUCUUUUAGGGGGAAUAAAUGUUAAAUUUUGGCCUUCAUUUAUUUAACCUUUUGGCCUCUGUGUUGGUUUGAUUGUCAACGCCUCUGAAUCUAUGUAGUAAGUGUUUAGUAAAAUGGGUAUUGAUUUUAUAUCCAGGACCCGUUUUUCAAAAAGUGUCUCAGUAGAAGUUAGAAGUUCUGAUCUAAGAUCAGGUCCAUAUCAGGGUUGGGGUCAAUUCCAUUCAGUAAAAUAUUUUGAAAUUGUUGCAUGUUACAAUUUAUUUUUGUUCGGUAUAAAAUGCUUUAUGAUGUACAGAUCAUGUUUGUUUCCGUAUCUCAAGUAAAGACACAUCAUACACAUUA